CCACGGGCCGGGAUGCGCGACGGGACACGGGACGGGGCGGGCCGCAGCGGUGCUGGGUCAGGGGCGCGCGGGGGUCCCACGGGAGAAGUGGCACUGGAGGUGUCGGGCAGCCUCCGGCGGAAGGCGGCGCCGGGCACGGCCCCGUCGGAGCUGCAGGAGCUGCGGAGCCGCACGGAGCGCGCGGAGCGGCGGCUGCUGGCCUGCGAGAACCUGGUCGGGGAGCUGGGCAGCGGCCUGGCCGCCCUGAGCACCCUCCUGCAGGGCUACGGGCAGCUGCAGCAGCGCCUGCUCAACCUGGAGAACCUCCUCAAGAACAGGAACUUCUGGAUCCUGCGCCUGCCCCCCGCCUCUGGAGGGGAGAUCCCCAAGGUGCCGCUCACCUUCGAUGAUAUCUCGGUGUAUUUCAAUGAGCUGGAGUGGGAGAGGCUGGAGCGCUGGCAGAAGGAUCUGUACAGGGCCGUGAUGAGGGGCAACUAUGAGACCUUGGUGUCCCUGGACUACGCCGUGUCCAAGCCCGACAUCCUGUCCCAGAUGGAGAGGGAUGAAGAGCUCAGUGACAGAGAGGGUCAGGAGCCCCCGUGGACACAGACUGGGGACGGUCAGGAGCCCCUCCGGGCAGCAGAAGAGAGGGACAAGGCAGACGAGGCUGGAGGAGAUGUGAUCCCCAUGGAAGCUGCCCCAGACGGUGCCAAGUCCAAGCCCAGCGGCCGGACCUGCCUCAAGAGGGAUGAAGAGCCCAGCAACAAAAAGGGUCCCGAGCCCUCAUGGACACAGAAUGGGGACAGCCAGAAAACCCCACAGAUACAGACUGGGGACAACCAGGAACCCCCAGAGACACAGACUGGGAACAGCCCGAAAUCCCCACGGACACGGAGUGGGAACAGCCAGAAAACCCCACAGAUACAGACUGGGGACAGCCCAAAAUCCUCAUGGACACGGAGCGGGAACAGCCAGAAAACCCUACAGACACAGAAUGGGGACAGCCAGAACCCCCCACAGACACAGACGGGGGACAGCCCAAAAUCCUCAUGGACACGAAGUGGGAACAGCCAGAAAACCCUACAGACACAGAAUGGGGACAGCCCAGAGUCCCCAUGGACACGGAGUGGGAACAGCCCAAAGUGCCCAUGGGCACAGAGUGGGAACAGCCAAAAGUGCCCAUGGACACGGAGUGGGAACAGCCAGAAAACCCCACAAAUACAGACUGGGGACAGCCAGAACCCCCCACAGACAGUGACUGGGGACAGCCCAAAAUCCUCAUGGACACGAAGUGGGAACAGCCAGAAAACCCUACAGACACAGACUGGGGACAGCCCAGAGUCCCCAUGGACACGGAGUGGGAACAGCCCAAAGUCCCCAAGGACACAGAAUGGGAACAGCCCAAAGUCCCCAAGGACACAGAGUGGGAACAGCCCAAAACCCCCACAGACACAGACUGGGAACAGCCCCAAGUCCCCAGAGGCAGACAAAGGGGACAGCCAAACACUGCCUGAGACACAGACUGGGGACAGUCAGAAGCCCCUCCAGACAGGUGUCCCCAACAAUCAGAAGCCCCCACAGACACCAGGAGAGAUGGAGCAGCAGGAAGAGGCUUCGGGAGAGGAUGCCAUGCCCAUGGCAGCUGGCCCAGAGGUCCCCAUCCUGAUGAUGAACGUCAUGUCCCUGGGGGAGCAUCAGCUGGGAACAGUGGCUGAGGAGGAGGUGGAGAUGGAGGAGGACCCGGGAGAGCCUGACACUGAGGAAGCCUUAUCCAUGGAAGAUGAAACACUGUGUGAAGGGGCUUCUCUUGAGGACAUCAAGGUGAAGGAAGAGGAGCCUGAGCUGCUGGCAGAGGAAUCCACACCCUCUCCCGACUCAGAGAUCCAGAAGUGUCCCAAAAAUGAGCUGGUGAAAGCCAAGAUCAAGAAAAAGCCGAACCGGUGCGAGGCCAGCAACCUCCUGAUGGGCAACUGCCGGCGCGGGUACGUGCGGGAAUGGUCCCAUCCCUGCACGGAGUGCGGGAAGCGCUUCCGCCUCAAGAUCAACCUCAUCAUCCACCAGCGCAGCCACGCCAAGGAGGGGCCCUACGAGUGCCCCGUGUGCGAGAUCGGCUUCAGCACCAAACGGCACCUGGACCUUCACCGCAGCAUCCACGUCAAGGACAGAGCCUUCGGGGCCAAGGUCUGGGGCAACGUCCACCCCGAGCUGCGCAUCCGCCCGCGCAGGGACCUGUGCGGCGACGGCCACCGGCUGGGCGGCGGCGGCCACGCCGGGGGGACCUGGCUGGGCCAGCCCAAGGAGGAGCCGGACAGAGAGGGCCUGUCUGGCACAGGGAUCGUGCAGCCGCCCAAUUCCAGGCAGAAGUGCCCCCACUGCAAGAAGUUCCUGGCCUGGUCCACGUCGAUGCGGCGGCACCUCCAGACCCACAAGCGGGACCGGCCCUACUGCUGCAGCUCCUGCAAUAAGUGCUUCACCCGCAGCACUCACCUCCUGCGCCACAAGAAGAUCCACGAGAGGGCUCUGGCCGCACUCCAGCAGAAGGCCAAGGCCCAGCACCCUGCUGCUAUCCCGGCAUCCUUGCAGCACCAAGCUCCCGACUCCGAGAGGAGCCCUUCCCAAGAGAAUGGGAGCCCUGAGGCUGCAAAAGCGAGCCUGCCCAGUGUGCUGCUGUUGGAGGCGGCGCCAGUGGGGCUCCCAGACAAAGGCUCCCCACUCCCUGACUGCAUCAGGAAAGCUGUGCAGCCCGUGGUCCAGCUGGGAUCCAGGGCAGUGGUUUCGGAGAUGACAGAGAAAUGACGGAUGACAGACCCCGGGACAGAUCUGAGCCGUGCGUGUCCCUGGAAGGAAGCUGUUUGUUGGGUUUGCACCUGGUGGGACACCAAGAAUGGGAAUCUGCUGUGUUUUAGGAGCUUCCCGGGUUGUAGAAAGAAUGGGAAGCUUGGUGAACGCAAUAGAGAGCAAAUUGCAGAAGCCUCCAGUGAUCCAUAAUGCUUCACCAUUCCACUGACUUGUUCCUGUUGGCUGAUACUUGGAAUUUUCCCAAGCUGACAUUCCUGGGAGAUGACCAGGUGAAUCCUGGUCAUACAGGAGCAGAGCUUUCGCAUUCCUUGAUGUUGGAGCUGACUCCUUGCAUUCAGAAACACAACUGAAGAGGGCAGAGAGAAGGGAAUGGAGCUGGCAGCAUUCCCAUGCAGCCCUUUGCUCCAUGGAACAAGCAUCCUGACUGAGACACCAGAUGGUGAGUGACAUCUCUGAGACCCCACCGUGUCCUGGCCACCCUUGCCACCCCCACCCUGGGGAGGAGAUCCGCCAACAGCCCCUUCAGCAGGCUGGGAACACUGGAGCUUUGCACUGGAAGAUCCAUAGGACAAACCAAACCCCAAUAUUCUGUGCUGGCAUAUUCCGGGGAUCCCGGCAGGUCCGUGAGGAAGGCCACAGGCACUCUCAGGACUAUCCUGCACAGGUGCAGAAUGAUUUUUGGAAUACUUGACGGGUCAGCCAGCCCCAUGCUGCAGCAGCACCCCAAUCCUUGUGGAUCCGCCUGCACGGAGCAUCCCCUCAGCUCUAGAGAAAACUCCCACUCUCCCAACCACAGCUCGUCCCCUUUUGCCCAAAAUCCCACCAUAAUGAAUCCUAUGGGAAAACAGUUCUGCAGCUACCUCAGUCAGGGAGAGGGGACCUGCCCAGAGGCAGCCAGUGGAAGCCAGGCCUGGCGCUGCCCCAGUGUCCCCUGGAGCCACCAGAGCAGUGUCCUUGGCCAGAGCCCCACGUGCCUUCCACAUGCUGGCUGUGCACAGGGAGAACCUCCCGCCCGGAGCCAGCGCCACAUGGACACGGUGGAGCAGCUGUUGGGACUCUUGCAUUUAGUUUUCCUUUUUUUUUUUUUCGGUUUGAGUUGUUUGAGGUAAUUAUUUGAUAUCCUGAGAUCUCUGUUCCUCUCUGAGCAGUGAGCACUGGUAGGCCUUUCCCAUCUUUCAUUCCAAGUCACUCCCAAGGUGUGUUGGUGCUGCUGUAGGAAGCUUUGGGAGCUGAGGGAAUGCCUGUGCCACAUCCAGGUAUGACCCUCAGCCACCUCCUGCUCCAUGGGAUGGACAGCAGCAUCUGAGCUGCUCCACAGGAAUACACACGACAUCCCACUGCUCCUCCGGGCUGGUGUCUCACACUUCCUGCCCCUGGGAUUGCAGUGUGGAGCAUUCCCAGCCUGCAGCAGGAGCCAGGCAGACACAUGGCCAUGGAUCUGGCAGUGAGCCAGUGGCUGGUUAUCCCUGUUAUCCCUGCCCAGGUAGAGAUGCCAGUGCUCCCCAGUCCAUCCUAGGGGCAUGGCUGAGCUGGUGUGCCAGUGCUGAAGGCCAGCAGGAGGGCGAGCAGCCCCAGCCUGGCAUUUCUAAAUCUGCUGUAACCAGGAGCAGCAUUUCCUGCGACAUUCCCGAUCCCUUUCUCAGGCUGUGGAAUCAAUAAAGUAUUUGUCUCUA
Molecule: messenger RNA, 4451 nt
Organism: Pyrgilauda ruficollis (rufous-necked snowfinch)
Lineage: Eukaryota; Metazoa; Chordata; Aves; Passeriformes; Passeridae
Product: zinc finger protein 777-like
Exons: 7
Coding region: 13-2775 (920 amino acids)
Biological process (GO): regulation of DNA-templated transcription
Source: RefSeq, a predicted model, not a curated record